Molecule: messenger RNA, 1878 nt
Organism: Magnolia sinica
Lineage: Eukaryota; Viridiplantae; Streptophyta; Magnoliopsida; Magnoliales; Magnoliaceae
Product: putative disease resistance protein RGA1
Exons: 3
Coding region: 1-1878 (625 amino acids)
Molecular function (GO): protein binding
Source: RefSeq, a predicted model, not a curated record
AUGCUCGAUUGUGCCAGAAAAGAAUGCAACCCAGAGCCCUCAAGCAGAGAAAACCAUUUGCGGACGCUGCUUGUGCUUGGAGGUCAGAAUUUCAGCAUUCUUCAUGAUGUUUUGGAACAUUUUAUGUUCUUACGUGUGCUAGAUUUACACAAUGUGAAUGUCACCACGGAGUUGUUGGAUUCAAUCAGCAGUUUGAAGCACUUAAGAUGCCUCGAGUUCUCUGGUACUGAAAUACGAGCCCUUCCUGAAUCCAUUUGCACACUUCACCAUUUGCAAACCUUGAGAAUCUCAGGGUAUAAUUAUCUCAAAGAGUUACCCGGGGACAUGAGCAAAAUGACUAGCCUAAGACAUCUUGAAAUUGAUUUCUGUCGUCAAUUGACCCAUAUGCCAGCUAAUAUGGGAGAAUUAAAGUUCCUUCAGACCUUGCCAAUACUUGUAGUUGGUAAGGAUAGUGGAUGUGAUAUAAGAGAGCUGCAAGGUCUAAACCUUGGAGGAGAAUUGACUAUUCAAAACCUCGAGAAUGUGAUGUGUGUAGCAGAUGCCCAGGAAGCAAACUUGAAGGACAAGCCGAACCUUCGUAAGUUAUGCUUUUCAUGGGGUGGGAAUAUUGAUCUUCAGUUGGAAGGAAACGUGGAGCAAACCCUUGAAGGUCUCCGACCGCAUCAAAAUCUCAAAAGGUUGACUGUGGAAGAGUAUAUGGGUGUCAGAUUUCCAGAUUGGAUGAGUUCUUCAUUUCUUCCAAAUCUGAUUGAAGUUUCAGUGAUUAAUUGCAGAAGAUGCGAACAGCUCCCCUUGGUCAGCCACUCACCAUUCCUGAAGGUUCUUAUGACAUGGGGAAUGGAUGCUGUGAAGUCUAUUGGAAAGCAUUUCUCUGGCGGUGAUGAUGUUACAGAGGGAUUUCAGUCACUGAAAGAACUCAGGUUGAUGGAUAUGCUUAAUUUACAGGAGUGGUCAGGAUUUAAUGGAAGAGAAGUACUCCCUCUCCUUGUCGAAUUAAUUGUCUCGCGAUGUCCAAAGUUAACGAUGCUUCCAGACCUUCCAUCUCUAAAAAAAUUGGUAUUGGAGUAUGGUAAUGAGAUGUUGUUAGGUUCAGUGGCAAACCUAUCCUCACUUUCCUCCCUUUGCAUUUAUGGUUUCAAGGAGCUAAGGUCGCUGCCAGAUGGGGAGCUUGGAAACCUUGCUGCUCUAGAGUCUCUGUCUAUUUAUGGGUGUGAUAAGCUGGCAUUGUUGCCAGAGGAGUUACAAAACCUCACCUCUCUCAGUUCGUUGUCGAUUAAUGAGUGCAAUGGUCUAACGUGCUUGAGGCUACAAGGCUUGAGCUCUCUUCAAGAUCUAUCCAUCUACGGGUGUCAAAGCUUAACGAGUUUGAUAGGGGGACUGCAACACCUCACUGCCUUACAAUCCUUGGAAAUUCAUAGAUGUCCGGAACUGGCAUAUUUACCAGAGGGUAUGCAGCACCUUACUUCCCUUCGAAAACUCACCAUCAUGAACCGUCAGAAGUUAACAUGUUUGCCGGAAGGGCUACGACAUGUCACAACCCUGGAAGAGCUAGUUAUUGGUAAUUACGAAAGUCUAACGGCUCUUCCGCAGUGGAUAGGAAACCUGUCAUCGCUUCGAAUUUUGGAGAUACAUGAUUUUGAUAAAUUGACGUGUUUUCCAUCAGCGUUGCAACUCCUAACAAACCUCCAACACCUAGAAAUCCGGGGUUGUUCAUGUCUAACGGCUCUGCCAGAGUGGAUAGGAAACCUAUCAUUGCUUCGAUAUUUGGGAAUUUACGAAUGUCCUCAAUUGGAGUGUUUGCCAUCAGGGUUGCAACUCCGAACAAAUCUCCAACGUCUAACAAUCCAAGGAUGUCCCCAAUUAAAGGAGCGAUGGUAG